This is a messenger RNA of Hypoxylon fragiforme, 1792 nucleotides long. Its product is annotated as transcriptional regulator of RNA polII, SAGA, subunit-domain-containing protein. The transcript has 4 exons. The record is from RefSeq and is a predicted model, not a curated record. Gene Ontology annotation, cellular component: SAGA complex. NCBI's taxonomy places the organism in Eukaryota, Fungi, Ascomycota, Sordariomycetes, Xylariales, Hypoxylaceae. Gene Ontology annotation, molecular function: transcription coactivator activity. Gene Ontology annotation, biological process: regulation of transcription by RNA polymerase II. The coding region runs from base 298 to 1647 and encodes 449 amino acids.
UAGCCCGCACGCGACGUCUCGCGCAUAAAACAAAACCACCCACCAUCGCGACUCGUAUUGUCUGUCACAUCAUUAUCACCAACUAACUAUCAACCUUUUUGUUUUUUUCUUUUUCUUUUUUUUUAUGCCUUCCCUUUUUUCUUUUCUUUUUAUAUCACCUAGUAUUGUCGAUUUAGCGCGCUACCCGCAAUCCAAUAACUGCGCCCAAAUCUCAACAUCCAAUACCAACUACCGAUACCAAUAUCAGUACCAAUCCUAUACCUACCCGCCUCUUCGUAAUUCAUAAUUCUUUCCACCAUGCCCGACAUAGAUCCUGCGGCUCUGAGCCGCCCAUCCGUCUCCCUCUCUACUCCGACCCUGAAAUCAAUAACUGUUUCUGCACCCACUUCGCAGAAAGUCACCAAAACUAGCCAAAUAAUCCCCGCUCGCAUUGACAUCGAGCCUCUAUAUACCGCCCUCAAGUCAGCUAUUGGAAAUGAACAAUGGAACACCUACAAAGAGGCCACCACGCAAUUUAUAUUGGGCCGUCUGAAUCAAGCCGAGUACUCAGAACGCAUAGACCCUAUAUUAUUCUCUCCCAAUGGCGACAAGAGCCAUUUACAUAAUCAGCUCAUUGCUGCUAUAUACGGGAACCUCACCAGGGAAAUGCCAGACCAAGGCGUCGCGCCAUGGGUAUCUGCUAACGAUAAGCCUGCUGCUAAUGUCGGCGCUAAGCCCGUCACUGGCGACGCCGCCGAGCGGAGGUUGAAGGGAGAUGUCAUGCAACUGCCUAGUCGCGACAGGCGACGCAUAAAGGAAUUAUCUCAGAAUGAUUUCGACCCCUUCGAAUCUAUGGCAAAUAUGUUUACUGAGCACCAUCGAGGCAGAGUUACUCGUGUUCCAGAUAUAUUACCAAGCGCGAAUGGUCUGAAUAAAAUGAAUUUGGACCUCGAGAUUCGUAAACGCUAUGCGCAACCCUUGGCCGUAGAGUCGGGUGAGUUUCCGGAUAUGGCAAGCAUCGAAGCGAGAAUGCUACCUAUCUGCUACGAAGCAGGGCUGGUUAAUGGCCAUGCCCCGGAUGCUGCCCAAUUUAUGACUGUAGCUUCGGAGAUGUUCAUCAAGGAGUUUCUUUCAACCGUAUUCAGCCGGACGAGAUGUAAUGGACCUGGUGAUUCCGGGAGUGCUGGGUUCGGUGCCGGACCUGGCUGGAUUCAAACCCAUAAGUACCGUCGACAACUAAGACGAGAAGAGGCGGCGUUUGCGAAGGGCGAACUUACUCGAGACAAGAGUGGGCUUCUGCCUGUCGAGGCAAAGGCCGCAAGCGAGCGGCCCCCAUUAAGCAUGGCUGAUUUGCGACUUGCCUUGGAAAUUGGCGACUGUGGUAUAAGCUCUUUUCCUAUCAUCAGGAAGUCAGUCACGUAUAAUUAUAGGGACGGGGAACUCGAAAACUUCAAUAAUUACACCUGGCUUCACGGCCGCAAGCCAAAGGAUUACGGAGAUUCCAAUAACGACAUUGUUAAUGGUACAGGUCUCCAUGCUCCCACAAAUGGAGUCGCCUACCCCGAGCCCAUGGAUAUCGACGAAGAGCCACCAGCAUGGGAUGGUGCAUCUCCCCAAGAUGUCUCCAUGCUAGAUAAUGUGUUAGACUCAUGCCUAGCAGUCCCUUAGAAGUGAGACGAUGUCACGCAGUUACACAUGACGAAUAUUCACGAAUAGGGAGACGUCGAAUCUAAACGAAACGAGGAGAGAGCAACAUGAGAACUUUAGGGACACCCUAGAUCAUGGCUCACAGGAGUGUAGGGUCUGGUUGACC